ACAGAAUAGAGGCACAUUGUUGCUCCACGUUUGCAUCUCUCUAUAUACAUAGAACUAUUCUCAUCCAUCCAGUCUUGCACGUCAAAAUAGAGACCAAGAACAUGGGGAGUAAAGAAAUGGAGAUAGAAACAGAAGAUGGUAAACAACCAAACGGUUCGAUCUGUGGGUUUGAAUCUCUGCAUACCCUCCUACAAUCUUCCCUCAGUCCCCAAGCCUUCCAGGAAGUCAAUCGCAUACUUCUGGGCCUAAAUUGUGGAAAAACAGUUGAAUCUAUUACACUUCCAGAACCUGCUAAAGCGCUCUCUUUGAAGCAUGAUUUUGAUCUCCAGGCAUUCUGCUUUAAUGCUGACAAGGAGUUGAUGAGAGAACCUCGAAUAGUCAGGGUUGGUCUUAUUCAGAACUCUAUUGAUCUUCCUACAACUGCGCCCUUUUUGGACCAAAAGAAAGCAAUCUUUCAGAAAGUGAAGCCUAUCAUCGAUUCUGCGGGUGCUUCAGGAGUCAAUAUAUUGUGUUUGCAAGAAGCAUGGAUGAUGCCGUUUGCAUUUUGUACUCGUGAGAAAAGAUGGUGCGAAUUUGCAGAGCCCGUUGAGGGAGAAUCAACACAAUUCCUUCAAGAUCUUGCACAGAAGUAUAACAUGGUCAUAAUAAAUCCAAUUCUUGAGAGGGAUCUGAAGCAUGGAGAGACCAUCUGGAACACUGUUGUAAUUAUUGGAAACCAUGGUAACAUAAUUGGCAAGCAUCGGAAGAACCAUAUACCCAGAGUCGGCGACUUCAACGAGAGCACAUAUUAUAUGGAAGGGAACACUGGGCAUCCUGUGUUUGAAACAGCUUAUGGAAAGAUUGCAAUUAAUAUAUGUUAUGGGAGACACCAUCCUCUAAAUUGGUUAGCUUUUGGCUUAAAUGGUGCAGAGAUUGUUUUCAACCCGUCCGCUACUGUUGGUGCCCUCAGUGAACCAAUGUGGCCUAUUGAGGCUCGUAAUGCUGCAAUUGCAAAUAGUUACUUUGUUGGGUCAAUCAAUCGUGUUGGAACUGAAACUUUCCCCAAUCCAUUCACUUCAGGCGACGGAAAGCCUCAACAUGCAGAUUUCGGGCAUUUCUAUGGUUCCAGUCAUUUUUCAGCACCAGAUGCUUCAUGUACACCAUCUCUAUCCCAUUACAGGGAUGGGCUGAUAAUAGCAGACAUGGAUCUCAACCUCUGUAGGCAGCUGAAAGACAAGUGGGGGUUCCGAAUGACAUCUCGAUACGAGUUAUAUGCAGAAAUGCUUGGCCGUUAUGUGAAGCCAGACUUUGAGCCCCAAGUCAUUGCUGAUCCUUUGUUACAUAAGAACCCUUCAUGAAUUCAAGAUCAGAUUACUUUUUAUCUGACGCGAGGAAUGGAAAUGGGAUUGUUAUAAAACAAUUUCUGAUGGAAAAUAAACUUGUUUGUUGUUUAUAAUUGAAUAAGAAUUUGUUGUUCAAACUA
Molecule: messenger RNA, 1462 nt
Organism: Cornus florida
Lineage: Eukaryota; Viridiplantae; Streptophyta; Magnoliopsida; Cornales; Cornaceae
Product: beta-ureidopropionase
Exons: 6
Coding region: 102-1337 (411 amino acids)
Molecular function (GO): beta-ureidopropionase activity
Source: RefSeq, a predicted model, not a curated record